CAGUAGUAAGCAGUCAGUUAACCGUCUCUGAAUUACAUCCAGUAGCCUGAGAGGAAAAACACUCCAGCAAUGAAAGGUUUCAUCGUAGGCAGCCUCUGGCUAGCUCUGACGACGAGCGUUGCCCUCGGUUCACCCAUCGGCAGCUGCUCCACGUUCUCCGGCUCGGGCUCGAUAACCUUUCUGCGGGACGACAGGAACUGCUCCGUGUUCUACGAGUGCGUCUCCACCGAGCCCACCAUGGUGGUGUGCCCCAGCGGGCUGCACUUCAACGCGGUGCUCAAGGUGUGCGACUGGCCGGCAGCCGCGGGCUGCUCCGUCGGCACGCCGCCCGAAUCCGAGGCGGACAAGCCAGCGCCGCCCGGCGCCCAGACCGUCAUCUUCACGCGCGAGCCCUCCAGCACGGCGCCCGCGCCGGCCGACGUCAUUCCAGUGAAGCCGCAAGAAAGCACGGAGUGCCCCGCGGUCGGCGGCUGUCCCAAGUACAACGGCGACGACACUCUGGUGAUCCAACUGCCGCACGCAUUCAACUGCAGCCGCUUCUGCAUGUGCGACCACGGGAAGCCGGUCACGUUCGAAUGCCCCAGCGGGCUGCAGUACAACAAGGCAGAAGGCAUCUGCGACUGGCCCGUCAGCGCCAAGUGCGUGCCCGACAGAGGAUUCGCUGGUAUGUGGUCUCCGCCGGAGCCACAUGUUCCCGCCGAGUCGUCUAGGCAACGACGCUCCUGGAACCUCAUCCGCUUCCCCUAGUCGCCAACAACACCCCAGCUAGGCGUACAUGUUAUAACGACCCUGCAGCAACUCGUAAUUAUUCUGAUAUUACCUUUCAACUCCAUGUUACCACAAACCUCGCUACUCUACGGUGCAUUCGAUAUCAUUAAACAUUAAUGUAACACAAAAAGUGACAUGUUACAACGCGAUAAUCUUAUCUUGCAUAAGUCACUCAGACCUGUCCAUACAAACAUGAUCGAUCACUCUCACAAAUACACUCAUGCAUACAUUCAUUACAGACUGAUCUAGAAGAUAAUUGGUAGUAUGUAGAAUGGUUAAGGAACUAGUGCUUCUUAAAACUAUCCCGUGUAAACUUAAUAAAUGGCAUUAUAAGGCUAAAA
Molecule: messenger RNA, 1109 nt
Organism: Schistocerca americana (American grasshopper)
Lineage: Eukaryota; Metazoa; Arthropoda; Insecta; Orthoptera; Acrididae
Product: probable chitinase 10
Exons: 2
Coding region: 70-747 (225 amino acids)
Cellular component (GO): extracellular region
Molecular function (GO): chitin binding
Source: RefSeq, a predicted model, not a curated record